This is a messenger RNA of Drosophila teissieri, 4636 nucleotides long. It is a transcript of the gene Synj, whose product is annotated as synaptojanin-1. Gene Ontology annotation, molecular function: phosphatidylinositol-4,5-bisphosphate 5-phosphatase activity; nucleic acid binding. Gene Ontology annotation, biological process: phosphatidylinositol dephosphorylation; synaptic vesicle endocytosis. The record is from RefSeq and is a predicted model, not a curated record. The transcript is spliced from 4 exons. The coding region runs from base 234 to 3890 and encodes 1218 amino acids. Lineage: Eukaryota; Metazoa; Arthropoda; Insecta; Diptera; Drosophilidae.
CGCAGAUCUAAAUCGACAGCUCGAUAAUUAUCGAGGCGAUAUAGAAUGCUGUCGUUUUCCGGCUUACCAAAUACGGUCAUACCGGGCAAAGCUCUCCAAAAUUUUGCAAUAAAAUUGCAAACAAAGAUGUCUUAGCUUUGUGCUGCUGGCCACAAAACUUGAACUGCAGACAGUAAGGACGAAUCACACUACUCGACUCCCAACAACACAAAAGGCAGAGAGAUCCCAGCAAGAUGGCCAUGUCCAAGGUGAUCCGCGUGCUGGAGAAGUCCAUUGCCCCCUCGCCGCACAGCGUACUACUGGAGCAUCGGAACAAGAGCGACAGCAUCCUGUUCGAGUCGCAUGCGGUGGCCCUGCUCACCCAGCAGGAGACGGAUGUGAUCCGGAAGCAGUACACCAAGGUCUGCGACGCCUACGGAUGUCUGGGUGCCCUCCAGCUGAAUGCCGGCGAGAGCACCGUGCUGUUCCUGGUGCUGGUCACCGGCUGCGUGUCCAUGGGCAAGAUCGGCGACAUCGAGAUCUUCCGGAUCACGCAAACCACUUUCGUCUCGCUGCAGAAUGCGGCGCCCAACGAGGACAAGAUCAGCGAGGUUCGCAAGCUACUAAACUCGGGCACCUUCUACUUUGCCCACACCAACGCCAGUGCGUCGGCAUCCGGCGCCUCAUCGUACCGGUUCGAUAUCACGCUUUGCGCCCAGCGACGUCAGCAAACGCAGGAGACCGACAAUCGUUUCUUCUGGAACCGCAUGAUGCACAUCCACCUGAUGCGCUUCGGUAUCGAUUGCCAGUCCUGGUUGCUGCAGGCCAUGUGCGGCUCUGUGGAGGUGCGCACCGUCUACAUCGGUGCCAAACAGGCCCGUGCGGCCAUCAUCUCCCGGCUGAGCUGCGAACGGGCUGGCACGCGGUUCAAUGUUCGCGGUACCAACGAUGAGGGCUAUGUGGCAAACUUCGUGGAAACCGAGCAGGUUAUCUACGUGGACGGCGACGUUACCAGUUAUGUGCAGACGCGAGGAUCGGUGCCGCUCUUUUGGGAACAGCCGGGCGUCCAGGUCGGUUCGCACAAGGUGAAGCUGUCGCGAGGAUUCGAGACAUCGGCCGCUGCCUUUGAUCGGCACAUGAGCAUGAUGAGGCAACGUUAUGGCUACCAGACGGUGGUGAACCUGCUAGGCAGCUCCCUUGUCGGCAGCAAGGAGGGCGAGGCCAUGCUGAGCAAUGAGUUCCAGCGCCAUCACGGCAUGUCGGCCCACAAGGAUGUGCCGCAUGUGGUGUUUGACUAUCAUCAGGAGUGUCGCGGCGGCAACUUCUCGGCUCUGGCCAAGCUCAAGGAACGGAUCGUGGCCUGCGGAGCUAACUACGGCGUCUUCCACGCGUCCAAUGGUCAGGUGUUGCGCGAACAGUUCGGUGUUGUGCGCACGAAUUGCCUCGACUGUUUGGACAGGACGAACUGUGUGCAGACGUAUCUCGGGCUUGACACGCUCGGUAUCCAGCUAGAGGCUUUGAAAAUGGGCGGCAAACAGCAGAACAUUUCGCGGUUUGAGGAGAUCUUCCGCCAGAUGUGGAUCAACAACGGAAAUGAGGUCAGCAAGAUCUACGCCGGCACCGGGGCCAUUCAGGGUGGAUCCAAGUUAAUGGACGGUGCGCGAUCUGCAGCAAGGACAAUUCAAAAUAAUCUACUGGACAACUCUAAGCAGGAAGCCAUUGACGUUCUGUUAGUGGGAUCCACGCUUAGCUCGGAACUGGCGGAUCGGGCUCGCAUCCUGCUGCCAUCCAACAUGCUGCAUGCGCCCACCACUGUGUUGAGAGAGCUAUGCAAGCGGUACACGGAGUAUGUGCGUCCUCGCAUGGCCCGUGUAGCCGUGGGUACCUAUAAUGUCAAUGGCGGCAAGCACUUCCGCAGCAUUGUGUUCAAGGACUCGCUGGCCGAUUGGCUGCUCGACUGCCACGCCCUUGCCCGCUCCAAAGCGCUUGUAGAUGUGAACAAUCCGUCGGAGAACGUCGAUCACCCGGUGGAUAUCUACGCCAUUGGAUUCGAGGAGAUUGUCGAUCUGAAUGCUUCCAACAUAAUGGCGGCCAGCACAGACAAUGCCAAGUUGUGGGCCGAGGAGCUGCAGAAAACGAUCUCGCGGGACAAUGACUACGUCCUGCUCACUUACCAGCAACUGGUGGGCGUGUGCCUAUACAUCUACAUCCGACCGGAGCACGCCCCCCACAUCCGGGACGUGGCCAUCGACUGUGUUAAGACAGGUUUGGGUGGUGCCACUGGCAACAAGGGUGCCUGUGCCAUUCGCUUUGUGCUUCAUGGCACCUCCAUGUGCUUCGUGUGCGCCCACUUUGCAGCCGGGCAGUCUCAGGUGGCUGAAAGGAACGCUGACUACGCGGAGAUCACCCGGAAGCUGGCCUUUCCCAUGGGCAGGACACUAAAAUCGCACGACUGGGUAUUUUGGUGCGGCGACUUUAACUACCGCAUCGACAUGGAAAAGGACGAGUUAAAGGAGUGCGUACGAAAUGGAGAUCUUACAACCGUCCUCGAGUUCGAUCAAUUGCGCAAGGAGCAGGAGGCGGGCAAUGUGUUUGGCGAAUUUCUCGAGGGAGAGGUCACAUUCGAUCCAACGUACAAGUAUGAUUUGUUUAGCGACGACUACGACACCUCGGAGAAACAGCGAGCGCCCGCCUGGACAGAUCGGGUGCUCUGGCGUCGGAGGAAGGCGCUGGCCGAGGGCGACUUUGCUGCCUCAGCCUGGAAUCCCGGCAAGCUGAUUCACUACGGUCGCUCGGAGCUAAAGCAGAGUGAUCAUAGACCCGUGAUCGCUAUUAUUGAUGCUGAGAUAAUGGAGAUCGAUCAGCAGCGUAGACGUGCCGUAUUUGAGCAGGUCAUCCGAGAUCUGGGUCCGCCGGACUCCACGAUUGUGGUACAUGUGCUGGAGUCGUCGGCGACAGGAGAUGAGGAUGGACCAACCAUCUACGACGAGAAUGUUAUGUCGGCCCUGAUUACCGAGCUGUCCAAAAUGGGAGAGGUCACUUUGGUGCGCUAUGUGGAGGACACGAUGUGGGUCACAUUUCGUGAUGGAGAGUCGGCUUUAAAUGCGUCUACUAAGAAGAGUAUUCAAGUAUGCGGAUUGGAUCUUAUCCUGGAGCUGAAGUCAAGCGACUGGCAGCAUCUGGUGGACAGCGAGAUAGAGCUAUGCACCACGAACACCAUACCGCUGUGCGCUAAUCCUGUAGAGCAUGCACAACUCCUGCAGGCCAUAACGCCGGAGUUGCCCCAGCGGCCCAAGCAGCCGCCCACACGUCCCCCAGCCCGCCCCCCAAUGCCUAUGUCGCCAAAGAACUCACCACGCCACCUGCCCCACGUCGGGGUCAUCAGCAUUGUGCCCAAGCCGGCAAAGCCACCGAUGCCACCGCAACCGCAAUCUCAACCUCUUAUUCCGUCGCCGCUUCAGCCGCAAGCGGCGCCGCCUCGCCCGCCGGCAAUGGACACCACGCCAUCCUCCAAAUCGCAAUCGCCCACGGAACUUGUGUCUGCCAGUUCCUCGACGACCUCCUCGGGAAAGACUUCGCCCACGGCUCCAGCUGUGCUCUCCGGACCGCCGACACCGCCACGCCAAGUGCAGAGCAAGCAAGCCACACCCGUCUCAACGCCCACGCGCCAAGUCGGCUCGCCCAAGGAUCAGAUUCCGCCUGAUACCGCCUACGAAACCGCCAGUAACAUUUACGAGGAGAUCCAGGAGGAUGUGCCAGCGCCACGCCAUCCGCCGCCUGCUGCACCGCCGCCAGUGAUAGGAGCACCGAUGGGACCGCCGCCACCGCUGCCGAAUCGUAGGGGCCCACCACCCAUACCAAAUAGGAGCGGCAAUGCUCCGCCGCUGCCCACGCGACCCGCCAACAACUGAGCGUCAGGCUACGCACACGGGCUCGCUGUCUUGCACUCCGAUUGCAUUCCGAAUCGCUGUAUUUAAUGUUAUAUAUACUCGAAUAUAUUGGGCCACCCAUGGAGGAGAACUCCUGGCAAUAUCUGCACUUCGCAUGGAAUCUAAGUUACUAGUGUAUUACCUGUUUGUUUGUUUCGUUAGUUUCUAGCCGGAAUCAAACUGAAUUUAAAGUAAACUAAUUAGUUCCACAUAGCUAAAGCCCAAACGACCCCACAACGCUACUCUUCUAUUGUUUUUUAAUUGUUUUCUUGCUGGCCAGACGUACUCAACCCAAUUGCAUCGGAUUUGCCGAGGACGAAGAAAUGGAAUAAUGAAGUAUAUGGGCGACAAAGUAUUACACUAAUCUGCAUAAAUGUAAUGUUUAAAUGAAUUAUAGCCGUACUAGUCAAAUUAUGAAAUAAAAUUAUAAACACUGAAGCAGCAAUCGAACUCAGUAAAAGAUUCCAAUUUGAGUGACAUACCCAAAAACAUAUAUCCAUUGUUAUUGAACAACUAUUGAGAUAAAUUACAUAUUAUUCCACAUUGUUAAACUAUCGUUGUAUUCCGUCAAUUUGAGGCUACAUUCAGAUUUAUGUUUCGGUUGACUGCAAAAUAUAUAUCAAUGUAAUUGAGAAAUUCCAAUUGCUCUGUUCAAAAGUUGAAGUUACGCCUAAGAUUAACCAAGUAGCAUACAACAAAAUAAAACAGUUGGACCGCCGUAGUCGCUG